UUUUUUUUCUGAAAAACUCCUUCUACUUUCCUUCUUUUCCCUCUUUACAAUAUGUCUGAAGGCUCACCUAUGGAAGUGGACGGCGCUCCUCAAAUGUCUCCUGAAGAAAUCAAGAAUUUGGCCAACGAACAAUACAAGCAAGGCCAUUAUGAUGAGGCCGUCAAGCUGUAUACUCAAGCCAUUGAUGCUUCACCAAAAACAUCCACAUACUAUAACAACCGUGCUGCUGCUUUAGUGAUGCAAAAGAAAUACAAAGACGCAGCCAAUGAUUGUCGUAGAGUUCUUGAAUUAGAUCCUCAAAACGUAAAGGCUUAUUUACGAGCUGGUAAAUGUCAUCUUAACUUGGGCAACUUGGAAGAAGCAGGUCGCCAACUCAAAAUGGCAUCUGAAAUUGAUCCCAAUAGCACACAACGUGACUACAACAACUUGCAACACGUAUACAACUACAUGAACCAGGUAAACACAUUUAUGGCCAACAAUCAAUGGGGUCUUGCCCGUAAUAGUCUCGAUCGUGCUAUCGCAUUUGUUGAUGCUGAUGUGCUGCCUUUGAAAUGGAGAGUGUUACAAGCCGAGUGUGCUUUGGGCGAAAAGAAUUAUUCUGAAGCUAGCCGUAUUGUGAAUUCACUCGUUCGUCUCGAUAGCCAAAAUCCUGAUGCAUUGUACCUUCGUGCUCGUGUAUUUUAUGGUCAAGGUGAUAAUCAAAAGACAGUAGCCCAUUGUCAAGAAGCGCUUCGUUGCGACCCUGAUUUUGCAAAAGCUCGUGCCUUACUCAAGACAGCCCGUUCAAUUGAAAAACAAAAAGAAGUUGGUAACAACGCUUUCAAGAGUGGCCAAUUAGAUGAAGCUUAUGAAGCCUAUACUGCUGCAUUGGAAAUUGAUUCUAGCAACAAUCACAUGAACGCACGUCUUUAUUCUAACCGUGCUGCUGUGCUGCAGAAACAAAAGAAGUUUGAAGAAGCAUUGCUUGAUUGUGAUAAAGCCAUUCAAUUGGAUGAAGAGUUUUACAAGGCUUACAGUAGACGUGCAGGUUGCUAUAUGGAAACUGAACAGUACGAGGAAGCUGUUAGAGACUAUAGAAAAUUAACUGAAGUAGAUGCAGGUAACAGAGAAUACCACAACUUAUUACGCAAAGCAGAGCUUGAAUUAAAGAAAUCACAACGCAAGGACUAUUACAAAAUCUUAGGAUUAACUAAAUCAGCAUCAGAAAGCGAAAUCAAAAAGGCUUAUCGUAAACUCGCUCUUCAAUACCAUCCAGAUAAGAACGCAGGUGAUGUUAAAGCAGAAGCUCGAUUCAAAGAAGUGGGUGAAGCUUAUGCCAUUUUAAGUGACUCCGAAAAGAAGGCUAGAUAUGACUCGGGUGUUGAUUUAGAGGGUGGUAUGUCUGGUGGCUUCCCUGGUGGAGGCAUGGGAGGUGUCGAUGUAAAUGAUAUCUUUGCCCAAAUGUUUGGUGGAGGCGGAGGUAUGGGUGGAUUCCCUGGUGGUGCUGGUGGGUUCCCUGGUGGCGGAUUCGGUGGUGGCGGCGGAUUCCCUGGCGGUGGUGGCAGACGUCAACCACCUGGUGGAUUCAGCUUCCAUUUUGGAUAGAGAAGAAAAAGCAAUUAUCAUACACGUACAUACUCUCAUUUCUCAUUGUGAUGCCUUUUUUUUUCUAUAAAUUAUUGUCUAAUGAUCACCCAUUUAUACAUGUAUAUUUUGUUUAUAAAAAAGAAUUGAUAGAAACAUACCAUUUGAAGAGAACAUACAAAAAAAGAACAAAGUUUUUACACAAGUG
Messenger RNA from Gilbertella persicaria, 1771 nucleotides. RefSeq lists its product as uncharacterized. NCBI's taxonomy places the organism in Eukaryota, Fungi, Mucoromycota, Mucoromycetes, Mucorales, Choanephoraceae. The transcript has 4 exons. The coding region runs from base 52 to 1584 and encodes 510 amino acids. Gene Ontology annotation, molecular function: protein binding. The record is from RefSeq and is a predicted model, not a curated record.